Entelurus aequoreus (snake pipefish) is the source of this 1436-nucleotide messenger RNA. RefSeq names its product potassium channel, subfamily K, member 13b (gene kcnk13b). The coding region runs from base 21 to 1280 and encodes 419 amino acids. Gene Ontology annotation, biological process: potassium ion transmembrane transport; stabilization of membrane potential. Gene Ontology annotation, cellular component: membrane. The transcript has 3 exons. The record is from RefSeq and is a predicted model, not a curated record. Gene Ontology annotation, molecular function: potassium ion leak channel activity. NCBI's taxonomy places the organism in Eukaryota, Metazoa, Chordata, Actinopteri, Syngnathiformes, Syngnathidae.
CAUGCCACAACGGCGGCAUCAUGGCGCUUAGUCGGAGCGCCGGCUGCUGCGGCUGCGGCCCGAUCAACGAGGACAACGCGCGGUUCCUGCUGCUCGCCUUGCUCAUCGUCCUCUACCUGCUGUGCGGGGCCGCCGUCUUCUCCGCGCUGGAGCAGCCCAAGGAGAAGGAGGCCAAGGAGCGCUGGGCGCACAGGUUCGAGCUCUUCCGGCAGACGCACAACCUGAGCAGGAAGGAGCUCGACAACUUCCUCAGGAACUACGAGGAAGCCAACGUGGCGGGGAUCCGCGUGGACGCCGUCAGACCGAGAUGGGACUUCACCGGGGCGUUUUACUUCGUGGGGACCGUGGUUUCCACUAUUGGUUUUGGGAUGACCACACCCGCCACCGUCGGAGGCAAAGUCUUCCUGAUGUUCUACGGCCUCCUGGGCUGCGCCGCCACCAUCCUCUUCUUCAACCUCUUCCUGGAGCGGGUCAUCACCGUCAUCGCCGUGGUCCUCAAGUCCUGCCACGAGCGCCGCCACCACAAGGCGCUUCCCCUUGCCCAAAACGGUCCCAAAGUCCGAGCCAAGACCAAGGCGGAGGACCUGGCCGGCUGGAGGCCGUCGGUGUAUUGCGUCAUGCUCAUCCUGGGAGCGGCGGCCGUGUCGGUGUCCUGCUGCGCCUCGUUCAUGUACUCUGCCGCCGAGGGUUGGAGCUACCUGGACUCGCUCUACUUCUGCUUCGUGGCUUUCAGCACCAUCGGCUUUGGAGAUAUGGUGAGCAGCCAGCGCGUGGUCUACGAGGGCCACGGCACGGCGGCGUACCGGCUGGGCAACUUGGUGUUCAUCCUCUUGGGCGUCUGCUGCAUCUACUCCCUCUUCAACGUCAUCUCCAUUGUCAUCAAGCAGGUCCUCAACUGGCUGCUGAGGAGCCUCGAAGCCCCCUGCAGAUGUUGUUACCCCAAAAGGGGCCACCGCCCGCACUGCCACCCCCGUCGGAAUGUGGUGGCCCCGGGUCACCUGCGAACCCGCAGAGAACCUUCCAUAGAGACAGACGCCGUCAAUGACAGCGAGACUGACGCCGCCGGGCGCAGGAUGUCUGGAGAGAUGAUCUCCAUGAGGGACUUUCUGGCGGCAAACAAGGUCAACCUGGCCCUCAUGCAGAAGCAACUGUCCGAGAUGGCCGUCGGGCACCCGCGCCAACCCGGCUCCACGUCCUCGCGUCCCAACGGCUUCUCGGAGGGCGUGGGCGCCCUGGGCAUCAUGAACAACCGGCUGGCGGAGACCAGCGUGGACAGAUAGGAGGACCGCAAAGGAUGGCGGACAAAGAUGCUUCCCUGGACUUUGGAGCAUGCGUUUUCUAGACCUGGGGUGUCCGAAGUGCGGCCCGGGGGGCUCCUUUUUUAACGGCCCGCGGUGCAUUCUAAAAAUACUAUUACAAAAAACAAACAUAAAAAG